This is a messenger RNA of Macadamia integrifolia, 872 nucleotides long. Its product is annotated as sec-independent protein translocase protein TATA, chloroplastic. Gene Ontology annotation, cellular component: membrane. NCBI's taxonomy places the organism in Eukaryota, Viridiplantae, Streptophyta, Magnoliopsida, Proteales, Proteaceae. The transcript is spliced from 2 exons. Bases 64 to 525 code for a protein of 153 amino acids. Gene Ontology annotation, biological process: protein transport by the Tat complex. The record is from RefSeq and is a predicted model, not a curated record.
GUCCUGGGGCAUAAAAUAAAGGAGAAGCAUGAGAGAGACAACCGCAAGAACCUAAUCGGGGAAAUGGAGAUGUCUGCAACUCUGGCGCUACCCUCACUUCCAAGAACUUCUCCAUUCCUAUCAUUCGCUUCAGGAAACUCUGUCUUCUUCAGCAACGGUAGAGUCGAUAUCAUGAAGCAGAAGAAGAAUACGACCAGUUGCUUGGUUUUGAGCAGAAGCAGAGCUCGAAGAGGUCUCAACUGCACAUGCUUGUUUGGUCUGGGCGUGCCGGAGCUCGUUGUAAUCGCUGGAGUUGCAGCUUUAGUUUUCGGACCGAAGAAGUUGCCUGAGGUCGGGCGGAGUAUUGGGAAAACAGUCAAGAGCUUUCAACAGGCAGCCAAGGAGUUUGAGACAGAGUUGAAAAAGGAACCUGGCCCUACGAUGGACUCCGCAAUUGACUCAUCCUCGGAGAAACCUACAGCUUCUGUGGUCAGUGAGGAUGAGAAAAAAGAUGUAAAGGUCUCAAACACAACUGAGAGUUCUUGAGAUUGGUGAUGUGUAACUUAGUAAGCACUCCAUUUGUCCACUUGGCAUUUGUUUGUCCAUUACUUUUCCAUCUGUAGGAGUAGAACAGUUUCUGUUUCUAAUGUAGAUCGGCUAUAUUUAUCAUAAUGAGAGGUUUUGGUCACCUGCAAAUGAGAUGUUUCGAAGCUUGGUGAAUGAUAUGUUGAUUUUUGAAAAUCCCUGGCUCAAUCCUCUCUUUCUUGCCUCACCAGAGGUCAGAUUGCUCUGGUCUAGUGGUCAGCAGUAUAAUUCGUGUUGUGACGGCAUACUUAUUCAAGUACUUCUAAACAAAUUUGAUUAUCCUCUAUGAAUUUACUAAAUUACCCGUA